Messenger RNA from Orbicella faveolata, 1588 nucleotides. RefSeq lists its product as uncharacterized. Lineage: Eukaryota; Metazoa; Cnidaria; Anthozoa; Scleractinia; Merulinidae. The record is from RefSeq and is a predicted model, not a curated record.
CUACAAGUCAGUACAGUCAACACACACAAACUCAACGGUAUGCACAGAGAGCGACAGUCCAAAAUAUUACGAUCGUGACCGCGCCGAAAGGAUCAAAUAUUUGUAGACAUGCCAUAUUGUCAACGGCGUAGUCUCUGUUUACCGUUUGUCAGUGCUCGCUCACUAAUUGUACAACUUAAGUCUUAACAGGUUUAAUUUGAUAAUAUUGGCUUUGUGUCAGUUGUACAGAGAAGUUCCGGGGCUGCGUCAAGAGUACGCCGUACUCAUUCAAAACAAAACAUCCGGUCGCUGAGUGUUAUGUGAAGAUCAGGUAUAUCCUGUGGAUAAAGAAAUACCGAAGUACCCUGAAACAAAGAUGUUUACUACACCUGAACGAAUGCUAUGGAGCAAUAAUUAGUGGUAUCUAUGUUAAAAAAUUCCAAAUACCUUCCAAGAACAAAAAAGAACAAACGGUCACGCAUUAUUUCAUUCCUGUUCGAUCUGACCAGGGAAGAACAAGUACAAGAGAUUCGUUCACUUGGCCAGACAAAUUCUAUGUUGUUCCACGUUUGUGUUCUGACUUGUCAAAGGAAGUUGAUUAUAAAUAAUCUUGUCCUUUAGUGUUUUGGUCAGUAUAUUUCCUACGCACUUGAAUUGCUAUAAUACUGGGCGAAGCAGUACACUGUAAUCUUUCUACAAGCGACAUGCUAAAUACGAGUAAGAUGUGGUCUCUACUUCGUGCCAUUCUGAGAGUCCUUCAGCGCCCGAAGGUUUUGAUAUUCUUGUCGGUAGUAACAGUUUUUUUCUUCCUGAACAGGUCGAACGAUCCUGUGGUACUCAAAGCCAAGGUGGAUUUUAAAGGAAUCAAGCGCAGUGUGUCUUUCGAAAAAGGCGAUUUGGUGUUGAAACUACGAUACCUUAUCAUGGUAGCUUUUAGCGAUGUAGGUUUGAAUAAAGUGCCUCUAGCGAGUGUCGAGUUACUAAAGUACCAUCAUGGUGUUCAGGAUUAUGUCAGUCUCCCUCUUGAUAAGAAGCUUGAGGAUAAUAUACAGGUUAAAAUGAGGUUUUCCUACAAACAAAACGGCCAGAGCAACAGUUCUAACGGGCCAGAACUGUACCAUCCAGUGAUUAGAAACACUCCCUAUCGACUAUGGAAUCCAGCAAGCACGUCCUUGCUUCAGCGAGACUCUAACAAUGUCAUCCGUUGUAAUGGUAGUUUCAAGGACAUGGAUUACAAUAGUAAGUUUACGAUAGCCGAGAAUCUCGAACUUUAUGGAGUGAAGAUAGCAUUGGUCUUUGCUUGGUCUUUCGCCUGUAAUUACUUCGUGACCUUUUUCCACAAUUUGCCAAUAGCUCUAUUUGAUAUUCUUCUGAAAGAAAUAUCCGCGAGAUAUCCGUGCGAUCUGCUUUCAGAUCAAAGACACGGGAUAGGUUUAGCUCGUGCUUACACUGUAAAACUCGGGUCAGUUUUUAUACGUCAUUUCUAUAAUCUAACGGGUGCUUAUCACGCGAAAAUGCAACUCAUAUGGUUAACAUGCCUGUUGGCAAUAGGGGAAUCUUUAGCUUGUUUACAAUAUUUGACUCAUUAGCAUAAGCAAUUCAGUUUCUG